GGGUAUUUAUUACCAGGUGGAGAGGAGCUUGUGAUUUCUGUCUGACAGUAAAGCACUUUGAAGCCUCCAUCAGCUAGGAACACAGACUGAAGAGAACACAAGAGUUUGGCAAGACUUGAGCUUGAUGUUAUAAAGUUUCUUAUGGUGGAAUGAUUAUUCUGGAAUGAUCCAAGGGGCUGGAUACCUGAUGAAGGAAGAAGUCAUGAUGGGUCUACCAAGAAGAUUGGAUGCAUGGCUCAUUCUGUUGGGUUCUUGAAAACUUCUAUGAACUACAAUUACUUCUCUUGGUUUGAGGAGGUGUUAUUGACUACUUCUAACCUGGACUUGAACUGACUGUAGCAAGAAACCUUGUUUUGAAGGUCAUAACCAGUAACCUGAAGAUGUUGAGUCCCAGUUGGUGUCCACUAGGAAUCUAAAGUGCUGGGCUUCAAGAGUGUCAAAGACUUUAUGGUUGGUGUUUGAACCCUUCUUUGUAAUCAUGCACAGGAGUCUCAGUCUUGGAGGGAAUAUGGAAUUCCAUGAAAAACUUGGAUGACCAAUUGGUGGUGGCUGAUAAGAGAGAGAGAGAGACCUCCCAGCUCAGUAAGGGUUGAAGGCAGCUGCCGCCUGAUCAUUCUUAGGGAGUGGUUACCUUGAGACCAGUCCUGAGCUGCUGAUCAGAGAUCACACGUCCUAAAACCUCGGAGGGUUUGCAGUCACACAAGCCUAAGCAGGUAAUUAAUGUUCUUCUCUUCCUUCCCCUCUGGACCAACCAAAGCCUCCCUCUUACCUUCCUCAUCUUUAUAGAUCAGCCUGGCAUAGAACAGCAGCUGGAGGGCGGACUCCCCCUCAUUUUGUGCCUCCCACAAAAGCAACAUGAGCUGGGUCUUUAAUUGGACUAAGCACCAGGGCUAGAGCAGAACAGUUUGUGGACUUUACCCCAGAAUUGAUCUACAGACCUAGGCAGUUCUAUAGACCUCCUGGACAAGCACUCUGUUUCCAAUGCUAUAUAAGUAAGAAUUAGGACAGAAGGAGCAGGAUGAAAAUAUGGCAGUCCUGUUGUUGCCACCAAGUCCUGACAGCUUCCGCCGUUUCACCCCAGAAUCAUUGGCUGCUAUUGAGAAGCGUAUCGCUGAGGAACAGGCAAGAAGUGCCAAACAGGAAUACAGAGAAGGAGAGGACAAUGAAAAUAAAGAGGGAUUACCUACGUCACAUCCUGACUUGGAGGCUGGCAAACAGCUGCCUCGAAUCUUUGGGGACUUUCCUUCACAUCUUAUUGGGCAACCCCUGGAGGAUAUUGACCCAUUCUACAAAAAUAAGAAGACCUUUAUAGUACUAAACAAAGGAAAGACAAUCUUCAGAUUUAGUGCCACACCUGCUUUGUAUAUAAUUAGCCCUUUCCAUCCUAUCAGAAGAGCUGCAAUCAAAAUUUUGGUACAUUCAUUGUUCAGUAUGUUUAUAAUGUGCACUAUCCUCACAAACUGCGUGUUCAUGGCUAUGUCUGACCUGGGAACGUGGGGCAAAUAUGUAGAGUAUACUUUCACUGGCAUUUAUACUUUUGAAUCAUUGAUAAAAAUUCUGGCAAGAGGAUUCUGUCUGAAAGAAUUCACCUUCUUGAGGGACCCAUGGAACUGGUUGGACUUCAGUGUUAUUGUCAUGGCAUAUGCUACUGAGUUUGUGGACCUGGGCAAUGUGUCAGCUUUAAGGACAUUCAGAGUACUUCGAGCUUUGAAAACAAUCUCGGUCAUUCCAGGACUGAAAACCAUUGUUGGAGCCCUUAUCCAGUCAGUGAGGAAGCUUGCAGAUGUUAUGAUUUUAACAGUUUUCUGUUUGAGCGUCUUUGCCCUGAUAGGGCUUCAGCUCUUUAUGGGCCACUUAAAACAAAAAUGUGUUAGAAAUUUCACUGAAUAUAAUCGAAGCCUUUCUGAAAAUUUUUACUGGGGCAUGGAUAACUCGAGCUGGUCAACUUAUGAUGACUUCAUUAGUGAUGAAAAAAAUAUCUACAUAAAGAAUGGAACAAAAGACGCUUUACUGUGUGGGAAUAGCAGUGAUGCCGGGAAGUGCCCUGAAGGCUUUUCUUGUUUGAAGGUCGGCAGAAACCCCAAUUAUGGUUACACCAGCUUUGACACAUUUGGAUGGGCUUUUCUCUCUCUUUUCCGACUUAUGACACAAGACUAUUGGGAGAACUUAUAUCAACAGACUCUACGAGCAGCAGGGAAGACAUAUAUGAUAUUUUUUGUUUUCGUCAUAUUUUUGGGUUCAUUUUAUUUGGUGAACUUGAUACUUGCUGUGGUGGCCAUGGCUUAUGAAGAGCAGAACCAAGCCAGCAUUGCCGAGGCAGAAGCAAAGGAAAAGGAGUUUCAACAAGCUAUGGAGCAACUAAAGAAGGAACAAGAGCAGGCGCUGGCUAAUAAAGGACCAGAUGCUGGAUCAUAUAGCUCUUGUGAGAUGUCACCAUUCAGUUCCAAAAGUGCCAAAGAAAGAAGAAAUCGAAGAAAGAAAAAAAAAUCUUCAGAAGUUGAUGAGUAUAACGAUGAUCUAAGAACUAACAGGGGGGAAUCUGAUGAAGAGAGUGGACGCAAGCCGUCCUUACUUGGCAUCAGUAUUGGACCUAUCUCUGGUAGACGGAGGAAAAGCAAUGGAAACAUAUUUAAUUUCCGUCCUAGAGACCUUUACUCAGAGACUGAAUUUGCAGAUGAUGAAGGGAGCAAUGCCAGUUAUGGUCACAGAGGAUCUUUGCUCGUUCCACGUGCAGGAAGACGCCAAAGUAUACAGAGCCAAACAAGUGCCAACUCCUAUCCAAAUACACCCGGGUUCACACAGAAUGGCAAGAGAAACAGUUCAGUGGAUUGUAAUGGAGUGGUAUCUUUGGUUGGAGAAGCUGGCAUGUACUCAAAUCCAACAUCUCCUGGAGGAUUACAGCUGCCAGCGGUCAUCGUGGAGAAGACAGGAACAGAAGAAAAUAUGUCUCCUUCGGACCUUGAAAUGAGUAAGAUGCAGCUGCUGAUGCCUCAUCGACUCUCCGUAGAAUACAUGGAUGUGCCAUUUCAGAGGCAGCGGGCAGUGAGUGCCGUCAGCGUCCUCACCAAUGCCAUGGAAGAAUUGGAAGAAUCUCGCCAGAAAUGUCCUCCUUGCUGGUAUCAUUUUGCCCAUAGGUUCCUCAUCUGGGAUUGUUGUACUCUAUGGUUAGAAAUCAAGAAAGGAGUGAAAUUUGUAGUCAUGGAUCCCUUUACUGAUCUAACCAUCACUAUAUGCAUAGUGCUUAACACCCUUUUCAUGGCUUUGGAACAUUACAAGAUGACUGAAGAAUUUGAAAAAAUGCUAGCUACUGGCAACUAUGUUUUCACUGGUAUUUUUACAGCUGAAAUGGUCUUCAAAAUCAUUGCCUUAGAUCCUUAUUACUAUUUCCAGCAGGGAUGGAAUAUUUUUGACAGCAUCAUUGUAACACUCAGUUUAAUGGAAUUCUGUUUGUCCAGUCUCUCCAGUAUGGGAAAUCUGUCAGUUCUACGUUCUUUCCGCUUGCUUCGGGUUUUCAAACUGGCAAAGUCUUGGCCGACAUUGAAUACUCUCAUCAAAAUCAUUGGCAAUUCAGUUGGGGCUCUCGGGAACUUAACCCUUGUUUUGGCGAUCAUUGUUUUUAUUUUUGCUGUUGUUGGAGUGCAGUUGUUUGGACGGAACUACAUGGAUUGCGUCUGCAAGAUUAACAAUGAUUGCAAGUUGCCACGAUGGCACAUGAACGACUUUUUCCAUUCGUUCCUCAUUGUGUUUAGGGUUUUGUGUGGAGAAUGGAUUGAGACCAUGUGGGAUUGCAUGGAAGUUAGCGGCCAACCUUUGUGCAUCCUUGUCUUCAUGCUCGUUAUGGUUAUAGGAAAUCUGGUGGUUCUGAACCUUUUCCUGGCUCUCCUACUGAGCUCCUUCAGUGCCGAUAACUUGUCCGCUCCAGAUGAAGAUGGUGAAAUGAACAAUCUCCAGAUAGCUAUUGCUAGGAUACAAAAAGGGAUUUCCUUUGCCAAAAAAAGCGUCAUAGAUUUUAUCCGCAGUUUAUUUACCAAGCCCAAAAAAAGCGGAGACACUUUUAUAACAAGUCUGUCCGGAAAGAAUAGGAACAAAAACAACAUCAAUCCACACAAUCAUAUCAGCAUGUCCAAUACUGGAAAAGAAAAGGAUGACUACAUGGAUGGGAGUAAUACCAAUGGCGGCAUUGCCAAAAACGGUGAAAAAUAUGUCGUUAGUGAAUGUGAGGAUUACAUGACCAACCCUCGUCUCUCCGGCUGUGUUCCCAUUGCUAUGGGUGAAUCAGAUGUGGAGUAUCACGACGAUGAUGAGCAAAGUAUUUUUACGGAUGCUGAGAAUGGUAAAGAGUCUGAUACAUCGUUUAAAAAGAAACAAGAUGACAGCAUUUCAGAGUGCAGCACGGUGGAUCUAAGAAAGUCCCGGGAACUGAUUGAGCAACCACAGGAUGCUUCUGAAGAAAAUAUGGAACCAGAAGAGUGCUUUACAGAAGAUAAAAACUUCCAGGACCGUUCAGGUUGCUUACGGUACUGUCCAUGCUGUAAGAUUGACAUCACAAACGGAAUUGGUAAAAUAUGGUGGAAAGUGAGGAAGACUUGCUAUAGGAUAGUCGAACACAACUGGUUUGAGAGUUUUAUCAUCUUCAUGAUUCUUCUCAGCAGCGGAGCAUUAGCAUUUGAAGAUAUUUAUAUCGACCAGAAAAAAGCUAUCAAAAUUAUUUUGGAAUAUGCGGACAGGGUGUUCACAUAUGUGUUUGUUCUUGAGAUGCUUCUGAAGUGGGUGGCGUAUGGCUUUAAGAAGUACUUCACCAACGCAUGGUGUUGGCUGGAUUUUUUCAUUGUUGCUAUUUCAGUAGCUUGUCUGAUAGCAACUUUUGGGAAUGGCCAAGGCCAAGUGGGUUCCGUGAAAUCUCUCAGAACUCUGAGGGCAUUGAGGCCUCUACGAGCCUUAUCCAGAUUUGAAGGAAUGAGGGUCGUAGUGAAUGCCUUAAUUGGGGCUAUCCCAUCCAUCAUGAAUGUCCUGCUGGUGUGCCUCAUUUUCUGGCUAAUUUUUAGCAUCAUGGGGGUGAAUUUAUUUGCUGGAAAAUUCGGAAAAUGUGUGUAUGCUGAGAACAGGACGGAACUGGAUGUGUCUAUUGUAGACAACAAGACAAUGUGUGAAUUAAUGAAUGCAACAGAAGCCUACUGGACAAAAGUCAAAGUCAACUUUGAUAAUGUUGGGGCAGGUUAUCUGGCCCUGCUUCAGGUGGCUACAUUUAAAGGAUGGAUGGAUAUCAUGUAUGCCGCUGUCGACUCACGCCCAAUGACUGAGCAACAGCCAAUAUAUGAAACCAAUAAAUAUAUGUACCUAUACUUCGUCAUAUUCAUCAUUUUUGGAUCUUUUUUCACUUUGAACCUUUUCAUUGGUGUGAUUAUAGACAACUUCAAUCAACAAAAGAAAAAGUUAGGGGGUCAGGAUAUUUUUAUGACUGAAGAACAAAAAAAAUAUUACAACGCUAUGAAGAAGUUGGGGUCGAAAAAGCCCCAAAAACCAAUUCCAAGGCCACAGAACAAAUUUCAAGGAUUUUUCUUUGACGUUGCUACCAAGCAAGCCUUUGACAUUACCAUCAUGGUCCUUAUAUGUCUUAACAUGGUUACCAUGAUGGUGGAAACAGAUGAGCAGUCUGAUUACAUUGAAAAUUUAUUGUAUAAUAUUAACCUGGCAUUUGUGGUCAUUUUCUCUGGAGAAUGUUUAUGUAAAAUCAUGGCUCUCAGGUACUAUUACUUCACAAUCGGGUGGAACAUCUUUGAUUUUGUGGUGGUGAUUCUUUCAAUUGUAGGCAUUGUACUUUCAGACAUCAUCAAAAACUAUUUUGUGUCACCAACUUUAUUCAGGAUCAUACGUUUAGCACGGAUCGGACGUAUUCUCAGACUAAUCAGAGGAGCCAAAGGAAUACGGACUCUUUUAUUCGCCUUAAUGAUGUCCCUCCCUGCUCUUUUUAAUAUUGGUCUUUUGCUUUUCCUGGUUAUGUUCAUAUAUGCCAUUUUUGGCAUGGCAAACUUUGCAUAUGUAAAGAAGGAGGCCGGAAUUGAUGACAUGUUUAACUUUGAAACAUUUGGAAACAGUAUGAUUUGUCUUUUCCAAAUCACAACGUCGGCUGGAUGGGAUGGUCUUCUCAGCCCAAUAUUAAACAGUAAUGAACCUGAUUGCGAUCCUUAUUUACCCAACCCAGGAAGCAAUACUGUUGGAAACUGUGGUAACCCUCCAGUGGGAAUUGUCUUCUUUGUUAGUUAUAUUAUCAUAUCAUUUCUUAUUGUAGUUAACAUGUACAUUGCCAUCAUCCUGGAAAACUUCAGUGUGGCCACAGAGGAAAGUACAGAGCCUCUAAGCGAAGAUGACUUUGAAAUGUUUUAUGAAGUCUGGGAGAAAUUUGACUCAGAGGCAACACAGUUCAUUGAUUACUCUGUCCUUUCCACCUUUGCUGACUCACUUGCUGAGCCCUUACGCAUACCAAUACCAAAUAAGAUUAAACUAAUUGCCAUGGACUUGCCUAUGGUUAGUGGAGAUAGGAUUCAUUGCUUGGAUAUUUUGUUUGCAUUCACCAAAAGAGUUCUUGGAGAAUCUGGAGAGAUGGAUACUCUAAAGAUACAAAUGGAAGAAAAAUUUAUGGCGGCCAACCCAUCUAAAAUUUCAUACGAACCUAUUACAACGACCCUAAGGCGUAAACAAGAAGAUGUGUCUGCCUGUAUCAUCCAAAGAGCCUACAGGAGGCAUUUGCUAUACCGUUCCAUGAGACAAGCCUCAUUCCUUUAUCGCCACAGGUCGUGUGAUGAUAAUAUCAUUGAAGAAGAUGCCCCAGAAAAAGAGGGUCUUAUUGCGAUCAUGAUGAAUGAAAAUUAUGGGCGUCAUUUGGACAAAAUGGAAUCUUUGUCAUCAACUUCAUUUCCACCUUCAUACGACAGUGUAACCAGGGACACAUGUGACAACAUCACAGUGGAGGACUCUUCCAAAAAUGAUGAGUCGACAGAUUGUAAAAUAUGUGCAGACAGAGACAAAGAAUCGUUUGUAUAAUCAUUGUUUUUGAUAUUGUUUACAGAAUGUUACAAUGUACAAGUGCACAACCAUUCGAGCAGCCUUCAUAAAUUCAAUUGAUUUGCUAAUAAAAUUAAUUACCUUUUCAACUGAACUACUGGGAACGAAUGCUUAACAACUGUUGGCUCAAUCUCAGUCAACUUUGCUUUAUAUUUCUACAUCAAGAACUUAUGCAGCCUAAAAAGUAAUAACAGUGGCGUGGUUAUGAGUAUGCUAAUGUGUAAAAGAGUAAUGCAAUGUAUCUCUAUACACAGACAAAGCCUGACUGUAUACAUUCAUUUAUGGUCUUAUACUAGUGUGUUUAGUAAAGGUUAUAUAUGACCUUGCUUCUAAGUUAAAUCCAAAUAUCACAAGCUGCUGUAGCAAAAAAUAUAUACACUUACUGUAUAUGUCAUGAAUGGUCUUUCAUAAAUUUAUAUUUGAUAUUUUUUUUACUUACAACAAAAACAUCUUUUUUCCAUGGGAAGAGCAGAUAAAUAUUUAAAGAUCUGCAUUAUAAACUCUCAAAUGAUGUAAUAUAAAAAAAAAAAACAGAAAAAAAAAAACAUUCUUGGAUCGUGCUGCUGAAAAUUGUUACAAAACAUUUGAACUGUUAUUACAAGCUGAUAUGUAAUUGCUUGGCAUGGGUAAUGCAAAUAAAGCUUUUUAAAAAAUAAAGGGUUAAUUAAUGCGCCUGGAUUAUCGAAUGUUUAAAACUAAAUAAGAUGGGAAUUUUCAAUGGAAAAUGUAAUAAUUUUUUCUUUUGUACUAUUUUUUUUAAAAUGGUACUAUAUUGUUAAAUUUUUGUCUGUUCUCUUUUUUCUUAGCAUAUCCCAAAACAUGGGAAAAAACGAGUCUCCGAUUUCAAAAGUGGUACGGAGGAAAUGUGGUUUUGGGAUCCAUAGUCACCAGUCAGAGCUUAGUCUUUAUUAAUAUAAACUGCACUGGAAAGAAUAAAAUGUGGAUUCUGGUUGCUGUGGAUAACAAGUCCACGUUUUGAAACAUAAAGGUCGAUGCAGCAAUUCAAAUAUCUAGGCUCAUUUCAUAAAUUGUUUUCUACUCUUGCAUGUUUCUUUCCUCCCUAUUUCUGCCAUUUUUGGCCAUUACUUUAAGUUUCAAUACUUCUCUUAGUAUACCAAAUUCCCUCAGGGCUUCUUUUAGUAGAUCUCAUCUCACCCCUUUACCUGAAAUGUCUAUGCAAUGUUUCUGCCAUAGCUUUAUCCUUCUUUGCUCUUUUCUUAUGUAAUCAUGUAUCUAUCCUCCAUGUCUUCCACUCAUCAUCAGUACAUCAACAAUCAUUAUCAUUAUUCAUCUCAUUAGCCACAAUCUGGAGAAAACAAGUCUAUGGUUGGCAUAAAAAAAGCCAUGUUCCUGCAUGAUGCAGCUUAGAGCAAUGUCUCGGCUAUUCAUAUAUUAAGGAUUUCUUAACUGUCACUUCUAACAUGGGGGUUUCUUCUUUGGGAAAUCCUUAAAACAUGACAUUGUAGGGUUACUUGAGGACAGCAGUUAAAAACUCUGGGUUACAGAAAGAAAAGAAAAUGUAUGGAUAAUGGUGAUAGAGGCCAUCCUACUAAUAAUUACCAUCCUCAACAUCACUGAUGUUACAUAACUGCUGGCUCUAUGGUGAAAUAUGUUAAAGCUGUUUAGCACCAUGAUUGAAUCUAUUCAACCUGUUGAUGCAAUGUAUUUUAUUUCAGACCCACUUGUAACUUACAGAUUAAGCAAAAAAAAAAAAGUGCAAUCUUGGACAUGGUAGCAUGGAGAAGAUAUACUUUGUCUCAUUGUAUUGACUCUGUCUACUCACGCACCAUGUGCAUCUGGCUUUGGCAUGGCAGAGUGGACUUGUGGCACAUUUUCUGUACAUGCAACUUGCUUUAAAUGUUUUUAAAAGUGAAAAAGCCAUUUACUCUUUGAGUGAGGCAAUAAAUUCCAUUGUCAAUGUCAUUUACAGUUUUAAGUUGUUUAAUGAUUGUUUGUGUGACUUCUUGGCAUCCAAUUAUUGUUUUGUUCCAAAAAUGUACACAGUUCUUGAACUUAUCAAUUGCAUUUUCUAGCAUUACUUUAUCAACAGUUUUCCAUUGCCUGUACUGUAAAGAACCAUUUCUAUGUUGCACAUGAAAGUUCACUUCUGCUCUAACGUGAUGUCCACUUGUCAUUAACACAGCACAUGUAAGGAAACGUUCCAGUGAGAACUUCUUGUAUUGACCUUGAAUAUACUUGAAUAAAAUUAUCAGUCUUU
Bufo bufo (common toad) is the source of this 9280-nucleotide messenger RNA. RefSeq names its product sodium channel protein type 4 subunit alpha-like. Gene Ontology annotation, molecular function: voltage-gated sodium channel activity. The transcript is spliced from 29 exons. Gene Ontology annotation, cellular component: axon; plasma membrane; voltage-gated sodium channel complex. The record is from RefSeq and is a predicted model, not a curated record. Lineage: Eukaryota; Metazoa; Chordata; Amphibia; Anura; Bufonidae. Bases 1027 to 7041 code for a protein of 2004 amino acids. Gene Ontology annotation, biological process: membrane depolarization during action potential; sodium ion transmembrane transport; neuronal action potential.